AUGUAUGCGAAUAUAACUCAAUUGAAUAAGUUUAGAAGUCAUCGUGGUCUAAACACCUUUUCAUUGAGACCACAUUCUGGUGAAGCAGGCAAUAUCAAUCAUUUAGUAACAUGUUUCCUAUUGGCUGAAAGUAUUAAUCAUGGUUUACUGUUACGUAAAGCUCCUGUUCUUCAAUACCUCUACUAUAUUUCUCAGAUUGGAAUAGCAAUGUCACCUCUUAGUAAUAAUUCCUUAUUUCUGGACUAUCAUCGUAAUCCAUUAAAUGAUUAUCUAGCUCGUGGUCUAUUUGUCAGUUUAAGUACUGAUGAUCCAUUACAAUUUCAUUUUACAAAAGAACCAUUAAUUGAAGAGUAUAGUAUAGCUACACAAGUUUGGAAAUUCACUUCUACAGAUAUGUGUGAAUUAGCUCGUAACAGUGUAUUGAUGAGCGGUUUCUCUCCUUUAGUUAAAUCUCAUUGGCUUGGACCAAAUUAUACACAAGAAGGUGUUAUGGGGAAUGAUGUAACACGUAGUAAUCUGCCUAAUAUUCGUGUUGCUUAUCGAUUUGAAACUUUAACACAAGAAUUACGUUUACUAUUGAAUUCUGUAUUAGCUAAACGUACUAGUGGAUCUGUUUCACCUAAUAGUAAUACAGCUAUACACUCUCCAAAAAAGGCAUAUAUUCCAUCAAUCUAUGGUACUAUUGAACAAUUGAAGAAGUAA
This is a messenger RNA of Heterobilharzia americana, 702 nucleotides long. Lineage: Eukaryota; Metazoa; Platyhelminthes; Trematoda; Strigeidida; Schistosomatidae. The record is from the annotation of a GenBank genome assembly.